AUGAGUGUCUCGAGCUUUAGGUCCAAGGAUCUGACUCGUGCUACCGCUCUCGUAUACUCUUCCUAUGGUCGACCAACGGAAGUUUUAAAGGUCCUAUGCCAUACAUUAGAGCCUCCAUCUCAUGACUCUGUUCAGGUCCAAUUUCUCGCUUCACCAAUCAAUCCGGCCGAUAUCAAUCAGAUCGAGGGGGUAUAUCCACUUAAACCACCUAUGACAACUCAACUCCACUCUUCAUCUUCAUCCUUUGUAUCGUCGCCUCCUGCCUCAACCCCCGCUGCCUACUCGAGCAAUAGCAAUAGUGGCAGUAGUAGUAAUAGUAGUGACUGGCCCCCUGUAGCAGUUGGUGGCAAUGAAGGAGUCGCUAAAGUUAUAAAGGUAGGCUCUAAAGUUGGACACCUCAAGGUCGGCGACUGGGUCGUUAUGGGAUCUGCAGGACAGGGAACCUGGCGCUCACACGGUAAUUUCAAAGCCAAGGACUUGACAAAGGUCCGAUCGGUAGAGAAGAUGAAUGAGGGCGCAGAUUCGUUUGCAUUGGAUGUUGUACAACUAGCGACGUUGACAGUCAAUCCAUGCACCGCGUAUCGUAUGCUCAGAGAUUUCAAAAAGUUGUCGCCAGGUGAUUUUAUUAUCCAAAAUGGCGCCAACUCCGGUGUAGGCGAGGCCGUCAUUCAGUUAGCCAAGCCACUUGGUGUCAAGACCAUUAACAUUAUUAGGCACAGACCAGGACAUGAGGAAGUCACAGAGCGUUUGAAACAGUUGGGCGCCACUCACAUAUUGACGGAUGACCAACUCGGAAAACUUGAAACCAAGGAGCUCGUAAAGUCAUGGAUACAAAACAGUGAGGUUAAGCUCGGUUUCAACUGUGUUGGAGGAAAGCCUACUACAGAGAUGGCUCGGCUACUCAGUAAAAAUGGACACCUGGUUACCUAUGGAGCUAUGUCUCGUCAGCCACUGAUACUACCUGCUAGUUUGCAAAUCUUUAAGAAUGUGCAUGCAUCUGGAUUCUGGCUCACUGCAUGGAAUGAUGAACACUCUUCACAAGAACGCCAAGAUAUGAUUAAUGACGUGCUUGACUUUAUGAAGCAAGGUCAGUUUGCUGAAAUCAAUUGCACAAGAAAUCGAUGGUCUGUUACAGAGUCGGAUACCUCAGUCUUGGAAGAAAAGCUAUUACAAGUGGUACAGAAGGCAACGUCUUCAGGACAUGGCAAGCAGGUGUUUGUAAUGGAGUAG
Molecule: messenger RNA, 1230 nt
Organism: Lobosporangium transversale
Lineage: Eukaryota; Fungi; Mortierellomycota; Mortierellomycetes; Mortierellales; Mortierellaceae
Exons: 4
Coding region: 1-1230 (409 amino acids)
Biological process (GO): fatty acid metabolic process
Cellular component (GO): mitochondrion
Molecular function (GO): trans-2-enoyl-CoA reductase (NADPH) activity
Source: RefSeq, a predicted model, not a curated record